GUUUUAUUUAUCUCGACUAUCUUUAUCGAGUUUAUUCAGGACAUUGAAUAUAGAUUUAUUGCCAAGGUCCUGUUUUUAAUUGUAUCAGAAAUAGUAAUAGUGAUCACAAAUACACUAUAUAUUGUUGUAAUGAAACAUCUGCUUUUGUUAUGACCAGUGUAUUUGACAUUUGAUCAGACAAUUGAAAUGAUUGUAUAGUUUAAGUGUGAGUGUAUCACAUAUACUGUUUGAGUAAUGAGUGGAGGUGGCCCACAGAUUAUGAAUAAUUUGCCACCAGGAGUUAACCCUGAGAACAACUUGCUGCCUGGAGGGCCAGUCAUCAAUCCAACAAUGAAUAGAAAUAGAAACAAUAAUCAGAAUCCACUGCUAAAUGUACGGGAAAGGUUAUUUCAUGCACUAUUUUUCAAAUUUGCUGUAGCCUAUGCCCGUACAUUUCCCCGACCAGUGAGAAGAUUUUUUGAGUUCCUUGUUCUUUUAAAAGCCUUAGUUGCGUUUUUUGUGCUUGCAUAUAUACAUAUAACAUUUUCAAGAACACCAACAACAUGUUUAAAUCAUGUGAAGGAUUCAUGGCCCAGAGAUGGUAUUCUAAGAGUGGAGAUAUUAAAAAAUCCAUCUCAAGAUUAUACUAUAGAAGAAAGUUAUGCUAAGGAGCGUAGAUUAAAACCAGCUAAAGACGAUCUUCAUUCCAUAUUAGGAAUGUUGCCUAACACUGAUGGAUUUGUUAAUAUUGAAUCCUCCACCAGUGAUAAUAUGGAUGAUGAUGAAUAUCUACAAGAUGGCACUGAUUAUGGGAACAUCACACGGGUCCAUGAUGAUACUCAGAUUGAAUCUGACACUGGUCAUGUAAUGGAGACAGCUUAUGUAAAUACAAGUCCAGAACUAGUUCCAAGUGAGGAAGCAACUGAUCUCAAUGUCACAAUAAUACCUAGUGAAGAUAUGGAUAGAUCUUCUUCACUAUGGGAAGGAAUUAUGGGACUCAUUGAUAAAUUUGAGAAGAAUGCUAAUUUCUUGGAUGAUCGGUUUGAGGAAGUAGCAGCAAAUGAUUCUUCGAAAGAUGAAGAUUAUAUCCUUGAGUACUCCUUGGAAUAUGGUUUCCUACGAUUAUCACCAAACGCUCGACUCAAACUUAAGAUACCCGUUAAGAUUGUCACAUUGGAUCCCCAACAGGAUGAGUGCUUCGGUGAUCCAUUUUCUCGUUUCGUGCUAGACGAAUUUUUGGGAUAUGAUGACCUUCUUAUGGCUUCCAUAAAAGGUCUCGCAGAACAAGAAGAUAACAAAGGUUAUUUGAGGAAUGUCAUCACUGGUGAACAUUAUCGCUUUGUAUCGAUGCUCACUGCACGCAGCUCCUACAUAGCAGCUUUCUUCAUCAUGCUGGUUUUUACUAUUUCGAUCUCCAUGCUCCUGAGGUAUGCUCAUCAUCAGAUCUUCGUAUUUAUAGUCGAUUUGCUGCAAAUGUUGGAAUUCAACGUAACAGUUUCAUUUCCCGCUGCGCCGCUGCUUACAGUUAUAUUGGCACUUGUCGGAAUGGAGGCUAUAAUGUCAGAGUUUUUCAAUGAUACAACGACCGCCUUCUACAUUAUAUUGAUCGUGUGGAUUGCCGAUCAGUACGAUGCAAUUUGCUGUCACACCGCCAUCGCUAAAAGACAUUGGCUAAGAUUCUUCUACUUAUACCACUACUCGUUCUACGCGUAUCACUAUCGAUUUAACGGACAGUACAGCAGUCUUGCGCUUGUCACUUCGUGGCUAUUCAUCCAGCACUCCAUGCUUUACUUUUUCCAUCAUUACGAAUUGCCUGUCAUACUACAGCAAGCACAGCUCCAACAACUUUUAAUGCGCACUCAUCGAGGAAUGGGAAUGAUGGGUCUAGCAGGAAUUGCGGCACUGGCUAGUGGUGCGGCUUAUCAUGAUGCUCCUGGGACCGGCACUCAAGCUACACCGCCGAUGACUCAGUCUACCACGCAAACUGUUCAGAAUACAGUACAGUCUACAACUCAGACAUCACCAUCAGUGUCUACUGCACAAACUAAUACAACUCAUACAGGUGAUGUUGUCACUUCGAUAGCAAGCCCACCAGAAACGAAUGCAAUGGGUACGAACACUCCAAUGGCUAAUGACAAUGAAAGUAUAACUUUAUCUAAUGAAAAUAUCACGAACACUGACAAAGAUAUUUCUGUUACUGUUACCAAUGGCGACCGUGCCAUACAAAUAGAAGAGAUUGCAAGAAGGAACGCUGAUAAUGAAAGCAAGUUACGGUCUCGUACCAACGGUGGUACACCGGGUUCGAAUAUUGACUACGAGCUUAUCUUGCCAAGUGUAACUCAUCCUGAAAACGUUAGUACAAUUAAUGCUCAAAUUGAGCCUUUAACAUUAGACCGUAGACGAAAGGAAUCUGUAAAUCUAAAUGACGGUUCUACCAGCCAGCAUUUGGUAUCAAGUAGUGAACCCACAGCAUCGACAGUGACUACAGACAGUGAAGCAUUUACUACUGUCUCUGAAGUUGUUAAAAAAGAUUAGAAAUGUUUCAUUAUCACAAUUGCAUUGUACCUACAAUUAUGUAUUUAGCUGAUUAAUAAAUUGAAGCUUAUGUGAAGACAUGUAAUCUCAGUUGCUCUAAGUUUUACAAGUUUACUGUAUAGAGAUUACUAUAAAGACUUAAAUGUAAAAUAACUAUUGUAAUGUCACAAUCGAGAUGUAUUGAACAGCGGCUUGUGUCCAAAUAAAAUAUAUAAUUUACCUUUUGUAGGUAAUUUAUCGUAUUUAUACGGUGAUUGUAGUUUUUAAGAUUAUUCGGUGACGUCGUCGCCGGCCAUGUAAAUAUUUAUAUAUUACUGUCUUCAUUAGGAACGUAUUGUGUUGCAUACUAUAUGUAAUUUAUUACUUUAAUUAUGCUUUGUAAACAGCAGGAGAUAUGCAUACUCUUAUCAGUGAUUUAGUUUCUUGCAAAUAAAUGUUUUCGU
Achroia grisella is the source of this 2957-nucleotide messenger RNA. Its product is annotated as membralin. The transcript is spliced from 11 exons. Bases 235 to 2514 code for a protein of 759 amino acids. Gene Ontology annotation, cellular component: endoplasmic reticulum. Gene Ontology annotation, biological process: positive regulation of ERAD pathway; response to endoplasmic reticulum stress. The record is from RefSeq and is a predicted model, not a curated record. NCBI's taxonomy places the organism in Eukaryota, Metazoa, Arthropoda, Insecta, Lepidoptera, Pyralidae.